Molecule: messenger RNA, 2145 nt
Organism: Symbiodinium sp. CCMP2456
Lineage: Eukaryota; Dinophyceae; Suessiales; Symbiodiniaceae
Source: the annotation of a GenBank genome assembly
AUGGUGGAUUUCAGCAAAGUGCCGAAGCAGUGGGACAGUAUUGCCACGUUGAGGAAGCGAGCCAUCAAGGGGAGGCGACUGAUGGUUUCGACGGUGAAAGAUGUUUCCCAGGUGCUGGGAAACAUAAAGAAUGUGGCAGAAAAUUUCGAGGUUUUGUUGCCACUGGUGGAAUGCAUGUCGAAGUGCGGGCGUGUGGAUUCCCCUUCCGUUGACGAUAUCACCCCCCUGGUCGUUGAGUUUUAUAGCGAAGCUGGGUUUCCGGACACGGCCAAUCUGGAAGCCUUGGCCCACCAAGACUCUUGGGGAAUAAAGCGGUGCUUGACUUUGUUGCGGAGGAAGUGGAGUCGAGGCGAGAGUCCAAAGGAUUCACGUGCUGCACAGCUUGUGAAGCUCUACGAGAAGGCCUUCUCUGUCUUCUUGACGGCUGGCGGUGAUGCCACAAGCCUCCAGCGUGCAGAUUCCGGAGAUGAUGGCACAGACCCGUACAUCUUGGAUGAGGAUGAUAGCGAUGAUGCCCCGCCAUUGGCAAUGGGUGCCUCGGAGCCGGCGGCUAUCAUGGAUGCGGAGGCCCCUGGUGGGCCUUUGGAGCUCAGUGCUUUGCCGGAGGCUGUGGAGCCCCCUGCCGGGGCUGGGGCCUUGUCUGAGGAAGAAAGAUUUCCGGAGCACUACUCCUCGGAUGACAUGGCGCCCCGAUGCUUGGAGUCCUUACUCCGGGAGAUUGAUAGUCCGGUUGAGGCCCGUGAGGAGCCAUCUUCGACCCGAAGGGUCGACGAGGACAAGAUCAAGAAUUUGCGGCUUUUGAUUGCUGCUGGUGCCAGCAAGUUGUCGGAGCUGCAAAGGGCGAAGCCACUGGAAGGCCAUGCCAAUGCAAGUUCCCUCGGGAGGAUUGCUACGGGGUCUUCUUCGAGCGAGGCCAAGCGGAUGGAUGCUUUGGAAACACAGGCAUGGGAUGGAACUCCGGAUAUGAGUUUGAGGUUCUCUGAGGUCAUUGACUUGGAUACUCCAGAGAAAAGGGUGAAAUCAGAGGCUGUUUUGGAAUUGGCGGAGCCAGAGGCAAGCCAGCUUGCAGAGCCAGUCUCCUCGAUCCCCAUGGAGGUAGAUCCCGCCCAGAUUGCAGAGCCAGUCUCAUCGAUCCCCACGGAGGUAGAUCCAACCCGUGUUGCAGAGCCAGUCUCAUCGAUCCCCAGCCAAGUGGAAGCAGAUGCGAGCCCGCUUGCAAAGCCAGUCUCAUCGAUUCCCAUGGAGCUAGAUUCACCCCAGUGCCCAGGGCCAGUCAAUGCCGAGAACACGCAGUCCCCAGAGCCAACUCCCAAACCCAAACCAGUCCAGCUGCUCUACAAGGAGGAUUUGACUCCAGACAAGGUCCAGCUGCUGACGCGCAACGAGCAGCUUGCCAUGAAAGCAGAUGUGGCUGGCGAUGACAAGCCCGGCAAAGGCAGAGGGAGAGGUGGGGGACGGGGACGGGGGCGGAAGGCUACCCCCAAGAACUCCCCCCCGAAACCUCCGGUAGAGGAUGAGCAGGCUCCGAAGGAAGAUGAUUGGGGCAAUUGGGACGGGGAUGAGUGGGGCCAGGAUGAGUGGGGUGAGGAUGAGUGGUGGGAGGGCGAAUGGAAUGAUCAGGAAUGGGCCGAAUGGGAGGCUUGGGAGCAGAGUGCAGAGCCUGCCACAACGACUUCCAAAAGGAAGAAGAAGGUUAAGGCUGGCAAAGCUGCUGCUGCGACUGCAGCAGAGGCACCGAAAGCCGAGGCUUCAAAACCCGCGGUGCCGAAGGCGAAAGCCGCGGCGAAAGCAAGAGCUGUCGGCCGGGCACGCAAAGUCACGACAACCGUUGUGCCGGCGGAUGACGAUGAUGACUUCGACUACCCGCUAACGUUUGCGCGGCGCGCUGUCCCUGCACACGCCCAUAGUGAGUCCUGGGUUAUUUGGAGGGCCAUCGCCAAGACAUUCUGGCUCCACAUCCUUCCCCACAUCGAGAAUGGAACCCGAACGAGUUGCGAGGCUGGGUACUACCUCUACGCCCGCAUCCGCUGGCUUCAGAGCGGGCUGUCGCCCGCAGACAAAGAUUUCUUUGAGACCAUGACCAUGGCAGCUCAAGAGUAUGUGGUUCUACGACCCACCCUGGCUGAGGUGCCGAUUCCUAGCUGA